Molecule: messenger RNA, 468 nt
Organism: Enterobius vermicularis (human pinworm)
Lineage: Eukaryota; Metazoa; Nematoda; Chromadorea; Rhabditida; Oxyuridae
Source: the annotation of a GenBank genome assembly
AUGAUUUUGCACUUAGAUUAUAUUGCUAUUGCCAAAACCAAGGCAGCCAGCCUUUAUGAAAAAGUAGACGAGUGUCGGUCAUUGGAGAAGACAAAUGAAAAUGAAUACAACCGAACAUUCUCAGCGAAACAUAAGCUGUUUGUCCGAACUGGACGCCAUGAUCCGGCCUAUCUGCACUGCCCAAUCCCUCAAUUCCCCAACCAAAUUGCAGCUUGGACUCGGCUAAGCGACCGUGCCAUCCUGACGCAUGGCGAAGUAACCUUUACCUCAGAUCCUAGGUUUCAGUUGUCGUUGAAAGAAAAUGAGCACGACUGGAUUUUAAUUAUACGGCGAGCAGAACUGUCGGAUUCUGGUUGCUAUUUAUGUGAAAUAAGCACUGAACCGAAAAGUACCGUUUAUACCGUGUAUUUAGAGGUUGAUGGUGAGUUUACUCGUAAUUUAUAUGUUAUUUUUAUCACAAUGCUAUAA